Molecule: messenger RNA, 4486 nt
Organism: Dryobates pubescens (Downy woodpecker)
Lineage: Eukaryota; Metazoa; Chordata; Aves; Piciformes; Picidae
Gene: SEMA4G
Product: semaphorin 4G
Exons: 16
Coding region: 278-2803 (841 amino acids)
Biological process (GO): semaphorin-plexin signaling pathway; negative regulation of axon extension involved in axon guidance; positive regulation of cell migration
Molecular function (GO): semaphorin receptor binding; chemorepellent activity
Source: RefSeq, a predicted model, not a curated record
GAAGCCGGGCGAGCGAUGCUCCUUCCAUCUCGCAGAGAAAAGCAGAAAGGUACGUGAAUGCCGUGUGCUGAGAAACUGUGUCAGCUUCCCUCGUAAUUAAGAGUCUGGCAGGGACCAGCACGACAGUCGGUGUGGAGAUGACACUUCCAGUCUGGAGCUAACAGAAGGUUUUGCAGCCAGCCCCAUCCUGGGGAAGUGGGGAGCUUGUCGUGAGGAUUGACUGUGCUGGCCUGGUGUCAGCGGGCUGGGCGGCUGCCCUUGCCAGAGGAGCGGGAAGAUGAGCGGAGGCACAGACCAUCUCCUGGCAGCUCUCUUCAUGGCAGGGGUGGCAUCAGCCAUGGGCUACCCAUCUACCACUGACCUGGAUGCCACCCCCAGGACAACGGUCACCUUUGAUGAGCUGUCAGGUGUCCGGUUCUUCAGCAUGCACACCCUCAACUACAGCACCCUGCUGCUGGAGGAUGACCAGGGAAUUCUCUAUGUGGGUGCCAGGGGAGCCAUCUUCGCCCUCAACUCCAGUGACGUGGCUGACGGCUCCCACCGAACGAUCCACUGGGAAGCCUCCCCAGAGAAGCGGAUGGACUGCCUGCAGAAGGGCAAAAACAACAAGACGGAGUGCUUCAACCACGUGCGGUUCCUGCAGAGGCUGAACAGCACUCACCUCUACGCCUGUGGCACCUACGCCUUCCACCCGCUCUGUGCUGCCAUUGAUGCCAACAGGUUCGAGUUGCCAUCCCACUUUGAGGAAGGCAAGGAGAAGUGCCCAUAUGACCCUGCCCGUGGCUACACUGGCCUCAUUGUGGAUGGCGGCUUGUACACAGCCACGCGCUACGAAUUCCGGAGCCUGCCUGACAUCCGGAGAAACCUGCACCAGCGGCCGCUGAAGACAGAGGAGUCUCCAUUACACUGGCUGAAUGAUGCUGAGUUUGUGGCCUCUGUGCUGGUCCAGGAGAGCAAAGACAGCCCCGUGGGUGAUGAUGACAAAAUCUACUACUUCUUCACCGAGCGGGCGGGUGAGGAGACCACAUCCUUCUAUGACAAGAGCCAGGUGGCCCGCGUGGCCCGUGUGGCCCGUGUCUGCAAGAGUGACGUAGGGGGGAAGAAGAUCCUGCAGCGCAAGUGGACGUCGUUCAUGAAGGCACGCCUGGUCUGCUACAUCCCCUACUACGAGGUGCUGCGCAGCGUCGGCAGCCUGGAUGCAGGCAACUGGGCCAGCACUGUCUUUUACGCUGCCUUCACGCUCUCGGCACAGUGGAGGACCAUGGAGGCCUCAGCCGUGUGCCGCUACAGCAUCUCGGCCGUGCAGCAUGCCUUUGAGGGCCCGUACAUGGAGUACCAGGACUCGGCUCGCAAGUGGUCCCGCUAUGAUGGAGCGGUGCCUGAGCCCCGGCCCGGCUCUUGCAUCACGGACCACUCCCGCAGGAAGGGCUACAACUCCUCUCAGGACCUGCCUAACAGCGUCCUGGACUUCGUCAAGCUGCAUCCGCUCAUGUUUGAGGAGGUGAAGCCGGCCGGCGGGGAGCCACUGCUGGUGAAGAAGAACGUGGCAUACAGCCAGCUGGCCGUGGACAGGGUGCAGGCCCUCGAUGGCCACUACUACGAUGUGCUCUUCAUGGGGACAGGGGAUGGUUGGAUCCACAAGGCUGUGGUGGUGGGCUCUGGUAUCCACAUCGUGGACGAGGUGCAGGUUUUCAGGGACCCACAGCCUGUGGAGAGCCUGGUGAUCUCCCAUGUCCAGAGAAGCCUGUAUGUGGGGGCAGCCAGUGGGAUCAUGCAGGUGCCCCUGGCCUCCUGUGCCCGCUAUGCCUCGUGCUAUGACUGCAUCCUUGCCCGGGACCCCUACUGCGCCUGGGAUGGCAGGGCCUGCCGCCCCACCGCCACCACCGCCAGCGCAGGGCUGGUGCAGGACAUUCAGAGUGGCAACAAAGGAUGCCGGAGCAGCUCCGGGCGGGGCUUCCCAACAUGGAAGAACAGGACUGUGCUGCAAGGGGACGAUGUGCUGCUGCCCUGCGACCAGCGUUCCAACCUGGCGCGAGCCGUCUGGCUGCUGAACGGCAGCCAGGUGCCAGGUGCCGGGCAGGACCGGCUGCGGGUGGGGGUGGAUGGGCUGCUGGUGACAGACACGCUGCCCCAGCACAGCGGCGAGUACCGCUGCUACAGUGAGGAGCGGGGUCUCCGCACGCUGCUGGCUGCCUACAGCCUCUCCGUGCUGCCCGAGCUGCCCCGUGGCCCCACGGCCGCCGCACGGCCCCAUGCUGCCAGCCAGACAGAUGGUGACGUGAAAGUGGCUUACGUCUCUGCCAUCGUCGCCUUGGUGGUGCUGUGUGCUGUGCUCAGCGCCGUCCUCCUCUACAUGUCCUGCCUGGAGAAGCGCAAGGGCAAGUAUGUGCUGGGGGAGCCACGGCCUGCCAGCGUGGAACUGCAGACUGUCUCGGCCAACUGCCUGCGCAAGGGCCGCCGAGAGGAGGAGGAGGAGGAAGAGCUCACCUAUCCAGAUGGCUGCCUGCGGAUCAUCCCUGGCGAGGCACCCACAGCACCGACCUCCCCAGUCAAGGAGCUGCCGACUGUUGUGCCCCCGCUGCCGCCGCCGCCGCCGCUGCCAGCUGAGCUCACCAACGGCGUGGGGGCUCUGCCCAAUGUCCUCCGCAAGAUGAAUGGCAACAGCUACAUGCUGCUGCAGCAGCAGGAGGAGCCGCUGGCCUCGCCCCUCUACAGCGCUUCCUUCACCGAGGAGCUCAGCAAGAUCCUCGAGAAGCGGAAACACACGCAGCUGGUGGAGAAGCUGGACGAGAGCUCCGUGUAGGGGCCGGCAGGGGGGUCCUGCCAACAGGACCCUCCUCCUCACCAGCCCCUUCUCCCACCCCCUUUCAGCAGUGUUCAAAAACUUGGGCAAAACUACCUCCUUGGAUGGCAGAGCCGGGCCGGGCCUAGGCUCAGUCAUUUCUUUGGCUUUUCACUCACUUUUGAGACUCACUGUACAGAGGAAAAAAAAAAGGAAUCUAUUUAAAUUUGGGAGCUCUAUUUAUGUAUAAAACCCCACUGACGGCAGCCAUGAGCUGGAGGCAGGAGCUGGUGCCUGGCUGAAAGGGGACCCUGGGGGGAGGGAGAGUUUCUGUCUGUCUGUCCACCCAGGCAUGAGAGACACUGUUGUGGAUGCAUGGACUUGGCCUGCACUGCUGGGCACCCCUCAGCACAUGGAAGCUGGAAGACUACUGAGAGGUGGGUGAGGAGCAGGGGGGAGUUGGGGGCUGCCAUAUAGUGCCUGCACCUCUUCAGGUCUUCAGGGUGCAGGCUCCCUUUGGGAGGUGGGGCUGGGGGAUUUCCUCCAGUGUCCUGGUUUGGGCCUUGAUAAAGCCAAGUUUUACAUUUUUAGUAGCUAGAAUAGCUACCAUGACAAUCAUGAGUGCUGCCCACUGCCGGGCAGGAGAGGGGCUGUGGACACAUCCUGCAAUUGCAAGAUGUGACCUCAGUGGCUGCCAGCCCCUGCCCGCUCUCCUUCAUCUGCCUCUCUAGGGUUUCAGAGCCAGAAGAGGAUGAUUCAGCGAGGGACAGAGCUGGGGUGAGAAGCUGACAUCCCAAACACCCCCUGAGCAGCUGGUGGAGUGGCACAUGCCCACUGUGAGGAGGCCCCAGGUGAAGCACAGGGCUGGGUGUCCUGGGAGUUGGUACUCCCAGGGCCUCGGACCCUAAAAGGAUUCUGCUCCCUCUUCCCAAGGUGCUGCAGCAGAAGAGCAGGAUGCAGCAGCAAGGCAGCAAGAUGCACUGGCAGAAGGACUGGUGCCACUGCCAUGGCAAGGGACCAGUGUAGCACCUGUAUACCUUCUGAUAUCCAGUGUCCUCAACAGCCCUAGGCACCACAUAUUUCUGCUGUGUGGUGCCGUUGGAGAACUGGGGUUCGGGAACAGCCCUAGCCACUGUGAGACAUAUGGAAGGGGAAAUGGUCUCACACUGUGAGGAGCCCUGGACAGGGCCUUGCCUCCCUCUAGGACCUCCUGUUCUUCAUGGCACUUUAUGGGGGCAGCCACUGUCCCUUAAUUCCCCCCCAACUACCUCUGCUGCUGCCACCUCCUGGGGGAACCCAAGAGGCUGGGGUGACAAAAACAUCUCACGCCCUGGAGACAGGGUGGUGAUAAUGGAGAAGCCAGGAAGGGACAGACUUGCUGAGGUGCUUAUCUUUCCCUCUGUGCUCCUUGUUGCCACCUCCAAGAUCAGGACAGUGCCUGGAGCUGAACCCUGCAAGGGGAACCGGAGUGGCAGUCCCUGGGGUACCUGAUGGCUUAAGCCCUCCUGCCCCAGAUAAGCAAAGCUUAGUGGGAAAGGUAAGGGCCAGAUACCUGGGCUCUCCCAUCCUGCUCCAGCCCUUUGGUUUUGCUACAAGCAGAGACAAGCCAUGUGCAGGCACACCAUCCCUUCUCCAGGAGGGGCAUUGCCCUCCAUGUCUGGCACCCCUCACUCCCCCCCAGCAAUAAAGGUGGCUCUGUCUGAA